Sitodiplosis mosellana (orange wheat blossom midge) is the source of this 2701-nucleotide messenger RNA. Its product is annotated as coiled-coil domain-containing protein 22 homolog. The record is from RefSeq and is a predicted model, not a curated record. Gene Ontology annotation, molecular function: cullin family protein binding. Gene Ontology annotation, biological process: positive regulation of ubiquitin-dependent protein catabolic process. The transcript is spliced from 8 exons. The coding region runs from base 575 to 2371 and encodes 598 amino acids. NCBI's taxonomy places the organism in Eukaryota, Metazoa, Arthropoda, Insecta, Diptera, Cecidomyiidae.
AGUGUAAAGUUUUCGGUCGUUUUUCAUCAAGUGUUUUUGAAUGCUCAUAGUGUGGUGUCAUGCAGUCGACUCGUAAAGUGUAUGGAUGGUGUUGACAUGGUAAAAAAAAAUGACAUGUUAAAUUGAAUUAGCAACCAAAGGGAAAACAUCAUCAGAUAAUUUUGCAACAAAACCAUUUUCACAACGAAUAUACGGAAUUUGAAAUAAACCACACACAGGCACACACACAUAUUGGAUACACAAACACACACACAUAUACAUACACCUAAAAUGCACAGCGAAAUAGAGACAAUGUAAUCGUUCUAGACUGAGAACUGUCAACGUCACACACAACAAUCGCGAAUCAAUGCGGUGUUAUCGUGUUUUCUUCGUCUUUUUUCUACAUGUAAAUUCUACGAAACGUUGUUAUAUUAGUGGUGGACUUGGAUAUAAGCGAGAUAGAAAGGCAAAGGGUACCACCGCACAAACAAACAGUCCACAUUUCCGUUUCAUUAAACUGAUGCACUGAAUGGAUUUAAUAAACAUUUCCACUAAUCACAUAGCCAACUAGCACGACUGCCCACUUUGCAAAACCAUGGAUGAAGUUGAUAACAUAAUUAUUCAUUCAUUACGACAAAUUGGAUGCAAACUUGAUGGCGAAGUGGCAAGUUUAGUCGAUUUUACGCCCGAGCUAUUGGUGCAUUGUACUGCGAAAUGUUUACAUCUCAUUCAACCAGAUCUUGAAGUACCUGAAAGUCUUCCACCAGGUAUAGCACAACGUUACAAUGUGACCACUGCAUUGGCCGAGGCAUGUGCCUCAGUGGGUUUCCGUGGCGAUAUCGGGUAUCAAUCGUUCCUUUAUUCAAAUGUGACGGAAGUGCGUCGUGUGUUCAUGUUUUUGAUUGAACGGCUGCCAAAAGAAGCCGAUAAAGAGCAUUUAGAUGAAAUUCACACCGAUCGCAAGUCACUGCUGGAUCAUAACCUUCGUCAAAGUAUUAAAAUUCAAUUAAAUGCCGCAUGGACACCGCAAUAUUGUAAACAAUUUGGUGCACGGAAAUUUGGCAAUCUAAUUGCCAUUCAAGCAUCAAACAAUGGAUUUUUACCACAACGCCUGAAUGUGCCGCAUGGAACAACAACCACUAAAUGUCAAUCGAAUGAGCUUAAUGAAUAUUGGUCAAAGCGUUCGCCGACCAUUUUUCAACAGACCAACAGCAGUAACAUUUGCGCAUCGUUAAUCCAUAAAAAUGAUCAGGAUCUAUUGAGCGGCGGAACAGUGAUUACGACGAAUUUAAGCAAUGAAAAUCAAACAUCUGUGCCAGCAUUGCAACGAAAUUUCCGGAAAUUGAUUCAAAUCCAAAAGUCAAUCGUUGCCCCAUCGUCGUAUGUGAAAAAAGACAAUUUACGGAAUGUUACAUCGGUGCAACAAUUGGCACUGAACAAUGUCGAAAUACCGAACGAAAACGAUAUCGUUGUAAUGCCCGAGAUUCGGGAAUCGGACGCCAUUCGAUUUGAAAUUGAGAAAGUCAAGGGUGAAAUUAAGAAUUUACUUCAGCAUCGACAAGAUUUACAGUCACAAAUGGCCGAAUGCAAAACCGGCAUGAAAACAUUGGCCGAUCAAUUGCCACAGUUGCAAAGCGAGAAAAAAUUAAAGGAACGAACACAUUUAUUGUUGGAAAAUCCAGAUGAAAAUAUUGAAAAAAUGACCAAAGUUCUGGCCACCGCCCACGAACGAAUCAAUAAACUGAAUGAUCAAUGGGAUGAACAUCGAAUUCCAUUGCAACAACAAAUCGAAGUUGCACGAGGCUCUUCCAACUCGAAAUACUCGCACACAAAGCAACUUCUAGACGAAAUCAAAUCAACGAAAGAGGAAGUCGAAGAAUUGGCCGAUAAAUUGAAACAAAAAGCCACACUACACGCAAAACUAGUCGAUGAAUUCGAGAAAAAUAACCGCAAUUUAAACAGGAAUUCGUAUACAUCACGUAUUUUAGAAAUUAUUGGAAAUAUUCGAAAGCAAAAAGCCAGUAUCGACAAAGUCCUGAAUGAUACGCGUGAUAUUCAAAAAGAAAUCAACACGAUAAAUGGCCAAUUGGACCGACAAUUCACAGUGACCGACGAUUUGCUGUUUAAGACGGCCAAAAAAGAUGAGCCAUCGAAAAAGGCUUACAAACUAUUGGCGACGUUGCAUUCAAAUUGUGGCGACUUAAUUCAAAUGGUGAACGAAACGGGGCAGGUGGAGCGUGAAAUUCGCGAUCUCGAGGAUCAAAUUGAGAACGAACGAGACCGUAACAUUCCCGAUAAUCUCAAGCGCAUCACAAACGAUUUGAAACUACUGGAAAUCGAAGCGAAAGAAUUACAAGAGAAAAUUAACGUGCUCAAAAUGCAGCCUUCUUAGUUGCCUACAGCUGUUCUAGAUGUAGAUUCAGUAAACAAUUAAUGAAAAGAUAAAAGAAAAAGCCAGUUAAUUAUGGGAUCACACUAUUUAAUGAUUUUAGCCAAAAAGAAAAAAAAAACAAACAAAAAUUGUGGAGCAAAGUUUUACGAGUACAGAUGCCACGAUGUAGUAUUUUUUCAAACACACAUACACACAUUAUUCAAUUGUCCGGUGUCUGUGUGUUUCGCAAACAAAACUGGAUAUUAUCAUAGAAAAAGUGUUCUUGUUAACAUUAUUACAUGCAAUUAUUAAUGAAAAAUAAAAGAGACAAAAGACUCAUAGGAACUUAAA